CAAGUCGCCAUAUUUCCUCAGUAGACGUCUCGUUCAUCUCUCUGAAACUACACACUCAUUUUUAUCAAUUCGUCAUUUUCGUACCAACCAAAUUUAUUUUCGUUUGACAAAAAGAAAUUUUGUUUAAAUGUCAGAGACACAAUCGUCAUUGUUGCUGAAAAAACAAUUGGCCGAGCUGAACAAAAAUCCGGUCGAAGGAUUUUCAGCUGGUCUGGUUGAUGAAAAUGAUAUUCACAAAUGGGAAGUCCUAAUCAUCGGUCCACCAGAUACGCUCUAUGAGGGUGGAUUCUUCAAAGCUCAUUUGCAUUUCCCAAAAGAAUACCCAUUGCGGCCUCCGCGCAUGAAGUUCGUUACCGAAAUUUGGCACCCAAAUAUAGAAAAGAAUGGUGAUGUAUGCAUUAGUAUUUUACAUGAGCCAGGCGAUGAUAAAUGGGGCUAUGAAAAGGCAUCGGAACGCUGGUUACCCGUUCACACAGUGGAAACAAUUUUAAUAUCCGUAAUAUCGAUGCUAGCUGAUCCAAAUGACGAAUCACCGGCCAACGUUGAUGCGGCCAAAGAAUGGCGAGAAUCGUAUCCAGAUUUCAAGCGAAAGGUUGCACGUUGUGUUCGAAAGAGUCAAGAGGACUGCUCAUAGAGAAUUAAAAAAAACACAAUACCAAUACAACAUCAUCAAACAAAACAACAAAAGGCUGGCGCGAGAAAACUGAGACAUACACACACACGCGAAAAUCCAACAGAAAAAUUUAAAAUGAUGAAGAAAGAAUGAAACAACCAACAAAUACAUAAUAAUCAUUAUAAAUUACAACGCAAACACAGAAAAAACAAAAACACAUUCAAAAGUGAAAUGAGCUCCGUCUCCGAUUCAAUAUAAAAUUUCUCUUGAUUUUUCUUUCUCCAGUUUCUUUUUUUUUCUUGUUUUUUGAUUAUUAUAUUCGGCUUCCUCAUUUUUGCCCUUAUGAUAACCCAGUGAAAGAAAACAAGAGAAGAUGAAGAAGAAUAAAAAAAAAGAAUUAAACAACACAACAAUGAAAAAAAAAACGAUUUCAACAAAUUUUUUUUAACAUUUAAAAUACUAUUAUGUAAUUCUUUUCUUUUUAAGCAUCAAUUAAUUUAAAAAGUGAAUAAAUAAAAACAUACAAAAUGUAAAACGAA
This is a messenger RNA of Sitodiplosis mosellana (orange wheat blossom midge), 1152 nucleotides long. RefSeq names its product ubiquitin-conjugating enzyme E2 G1 (gene Ube2g1). Bases 128 to 634 code for a protein of 168 amino acids. Gene Ontology annotation, biological process: proteasome-mediated ubiquitin-dependent protein catabolic process; protein polyubiquitination. NCBI's taxonomy places the organism in Eukaryota, Metazoa, Arthropoda, Insecta, Diptera, Cecidomyiidae. Gene Ontology annotation, molecular function: ubiquitin conjugating enzyme activity. The record is from RefSeq and is a predicted model, not a curated record. The transcript is spliced from 3 exons.